AUGGCGGUGUGCGUUGAACACGAUUUUCGCGAAACCAUCGAUCUUUUACACCCCGAAAUUCUGUCUGAGGAGGGUCUUCUCGAAUUAUUUCGACGUAGACAUGUGCCCGUCAGUAUCAAGCAAUCGCAGUCUAAGAACGAACUGGUGCAGCUCUACUACAAAACUAUCAUCCCCAUGCCACAGAGGACAUACCGCAAUAAUCGACGUGGAAAGCUGAUGAGGAGGAGUCAGGAGUUGAUUGAUGAGAGGAACAAGCGACCCAAAGAGGAAGAAGCGGAUCACUUGAAAACUUGUUUUCCUUCCUCAUUAGGGUCAUCUCGUACUCCGCCUGGUCCGUCCACUCCCCUACUAGACCGUUUGAAAUCCCCUCCAGAAAAAACAGCUGUGAAAGGAGUCGUCAGUCUAAAAGCAAAGCCAUAUGGGAUCGGCCAAGAAAAAACAGACAAUCCUUUAGACAGUGUGGUAAUAAAGACCUUAAAGAGAAAACACACUGCUGGUGAUGAGGUUUCAAAGGAUAAUAGCAGAACUACAGACGCAACACCACAGCCUAUUAAGAUAAGAAAAAAAAUAUUACGAGUGACAGAGCAAAAGAUUGAUGAUCCUUUAGAUAAGAUUGUUAUCAAAACAUUUGUAAAAAAGAUGCCAGCAGAUGCAACAAAUUCUGACAAUGGUGUUAAGAGAUUAUCAGCUGACAAUGAAAGUGAACAAACACUGACUAAAAAUCAUGAAAAUCCCGGUUUAAAAACUGCUAUCGAUAGUAUCAAUAAGCAUUUAAAUGUGGCAGAAAGUUCAAAGGGGACAAAGGUGACGUUAGAAAUUGGAGCAGUGAAGGAAGAUUGUGAUAAGAUGCUGAUGGAGACGAGUCUUUCUCUUGGAAAACGUCCUCUUGAGGGAUCAACCGCUGAUCAGUCAUCCCAUCCCGCAAGUUCCAGCAGCACUCCGCCUGUUAAGAAAAAGAGAAAAAUCAAGAUCAACAGGACAUCAGUAUGAUCACAGCACUGUGGCAUGCUUGAAACUUUAAAAGUCAUUGAUGAUGUGCAAUUCUGAAGUAUUUCUAGUACUCUAAAAUAGUUUUGAGUUGGUAGUUUUGAUAUAAAGCUCCAAGAGCAUCCCGCACAUUUCAAAUGAAAUAUAAAACUGAGGCAGACGAUCUGGCAAAAUUGCUCUUCAAUGGUGUUUGUCCAUCCGUCCAUGACAAAUUAUACCUCCUUUGAGCUUCUGGGUACGGUGCAAGUGCUUUUCACUGUAUUAAGACACCUGUGAUAGCAUUUUGUGAUGGAUAUAUCCUUUGUAAUGUUUGUCUUUCACAGAAGAGGUAAACAUCAGCUCGUUGUACUGUUUAUAUAGAUCACUGUACUUUGUACUUGGGUGUUUUUCAAUUUUAGUAGUUCCUCUCGGCUGUGGGAUUUACUGAAAAUGCUUUCAAAUACUUGCUUUUCACUGUGUUAAGACUCCUAUAAUAGCAUUUUGUGAUGAAUGUAUCCUUUGUAAUGUUCGUGAUUUACAGAAGAGGGAAAUAUCAACUCAUUGUAUUGUUUAUAUAGAUCACUGUACUUCUUGUUUUUCAACUUAAGUUUUUCUUUUUGAUAACUAAUAAAGGGGAGUGAGUGGGGAUGGGUUGGGAACUGGGGACGGGUGGAGAGAGCCUGGGGAGAAUACAGAAGAAAUGACUGCAAAGAUCAUAAGUUGUUGGGAAUCCGAUGCCAGUUUUGAAGCAGUUGCUCAUAAUCAGAGCUUGGUAUUUCUUGACAUCUGUACUCCAAUCAUCAGUAAGUCUUUGAAGACGGCCUAUGGGGUACUCAGAAUACCGCAUCUGGUAUUAUAGGUAAAAUGGGUGUAUUGUUGGAUUUUAGAAUACUAUAUUAUGUACUUCUAUUACCUUGUCCAUGUCCGAUUCUUCCGAGCUGACAUAUUGUGGAGUUAAUAAAUUUGAAACAUUUCAUUUGCUGUUGGCAAGACUUAUUGAAUUAAGCGCACAUGACAUUUUAGCCACAUUUUCUAAUAGCAGCAAUGUUUAAUGGGAUGCUCUUCACCCCUCCUGUAGGCUGGCCUUUGUUUUUAUCUCCAUGAAUACUGUGUUGUGCCCUCUUGGUUUGGCCACACUGUUCAUUAACAGUAUGAUUCUGGUGAUUGUUCUUUUUCAGAACAGUAGCACACAGUUCAUUUAGAAUUGGUGGAAUUUGGGAAUCUGCAUAAUAAUCAUUUCAGCUUCACUUGAACUGAUUAUAGUGCUGUAUUAUUUCCAUUUACGCUUCAUGAAGAUGUCAGCUGAGUCCCAGACUCUUGGACCUCUCGUUCAUAAUGCCCGAAUUGACUUCCACCUGUUACAAUUUCCCAUCUUCUGCUUUACUUCCAAUAAUUUUGAUAACAGACAAGUUUGUGUUUGCUGUAAACCAAUUACUUCUUGUGGCCUUAAACCUUUGCAAUUUCUCUGCCAUCAGUAUGAGUGAGUAUUCACAUUAAUUCCAGGCAUAAAACUCUCGAAAAGAAAUAGUAACCCAAUUUACUAGAUUAUCCUUCCAUCUUGUGGUGAUGAUAUCUGUCAAUCAUGCAUCAAAUGCACUAUGUAUUAUAGUAUCAGUAUCAAAUGAUGUUGACGUGGCAAUUUGGUGUCCACUGCGCCUGCCUUAUAUAGUGGCUGAUAUGAAUAAAGUCUAGCAAAUGCUUUUACGGGUACUUCAAUUUUGUACAGAAAGGUCUGGUGUAAAUGUACAUGGAGUUUUAGAUAAAAGCAUUUGCUAGUCUUUAUUCAUAUCACCCAAUAUCAUUAUCGGAGUAAUUUAUGAUUAUCAAAUAAA
Lineus longissimus is the source of this 2798-nucleotide messenger RNA. Its product is annotated as ashwin-like. The record is from RefSeq and is a predicted model, not a curated record. Gene Ontology annotation, cellular component: tRNA-splicing ligase complex. The transcript is spliced from 4 exons. Bases 1 to 990 code for a protein of 329 amino acids. Lineage: Eukaryota; Metazoa; Nemertea; Pilidiophora; Heteronemertea; Lineidae. Gene Ontology annotation, biological process: embryonic morphogenesis.